UAAUUGUAAUCUCUUCAAUCAUAAAUUAUUAAUCAAGUGGUUAAUAAACAAUGUCAUCAUAAGUCUAGUGUUAUAUAGUAUCCACUAUUGGUCAAAUCUUUCAUACUAUACUUUAUGUACUGAGAAAAAAUGGCGAAUUCUUCAGGGAAAACUGUGGUAGAAAUAAAAUUAAAAACAAUUGAAGGAACCCCAGAGAAUUUUGAAGAAUUUGGCCAGGUAAUUGGUCUGAUGCCGGAUGAUAAGGACUUUGCGCCGCAAGCUGCUCAGAUGGUUCUCAGCCAAGGAACCCCCAGGUUCCGCAUCAUGAGUCUUGGUUGUCGUUCACUUAAAUUUUCUUCCAUAAUGCACCAUCCUCGUGUGACUCAAUGCUUUGGCUCAAUUGGUGGCCAUGUUUGGUAUCUUGGAGUUGCGAAACCUUCUCUGCUGGAUCCUGACCAAGUUGAGGGUGACAGGGGAUCAAAUGUUGUACAAUCUCAUGAUGGUCAUUUCUACAUGCCACCUGCAAUAGAAGAUGUACGUGUUUUCAGAUUUUCAGGUCGGAAGUUUGUGAAGUUGAAUAUGGGUACAUGGCAUGCUGGACCGUUAUUUGAUCCACAAAUGAAGAUGGACUUUUACAACCUUGAACUCAGCAAUACUCAUCAUGUAGAGCAGACAACGCAUUAUUUCAGGAAGGAUUGCGGAGAAGUAAAAAACGGAAAAGUGAUGUUCACCUUUGUUGAGUAGUUCAUCUAGUUCUCAAACAAAGCAAGUAUGCAGCAUCACUUCUGCAACCUGAAAAUAACUACGGCUGUAAUACCAUGUUAAGUGAUCAGUUAUCCUAAACCUCAAAGUGUUAGGAGGUGGGCAUAUCAGGAUCAUACUGGAUCAACGUUUUCAUUAAAAUCUUGUACUGUAUUUUUUUAAUUCUUGCUACACCCUUUCUAAACCACUGCACUACACUUGUAUAUUCUAUUCUUGUAAUACGUAUUCUAAGUGCUUUGCAA
Molecule: messenger RNA, 983 nt
Organism: Daucus carota subsp. sativus
Lineage: Eukaryota; Viridiplantae; Streptophyta; Magnoliopsida; Apiales; Apiaceae
Exons: 3
Coding region: 130-723 (197 amino acids)
Biological process (GO): allantoin catabolic process
Molecular function (GO): ureidoglycolate hydrolase activity; ureidoglycolate lyase activity
Source: RefSeq, a predicted model, not a curated record